Molecule: messenger RNA, 705 nt
Organism: Acanthoscelides obtectus
Lineage: Eukaryota; Metazoa; Arthropoda; Insecta; Coleoptera; Chrysomelidae
Source: the annotation of a GenBank genome assembly
CGGUGAGAAUGUGGGCAAUUACAGUAUGCCCUUAUCUCAUCAGUCUCUGUAAGCAAAUAUUGUGCUGUCAGUAUACAAUGAAGAGCCUCAUGGAGCGUUAUAGACUAGUUAUGUUUGUUUACUUUGUUCUUUCAGGAGUGAUGCGUGUGGGUUUGAGCCUAAGUUGUAUACGGUGUGAAACUACUGAUAUCAAAGACAAGUGUGUAACUGGAAGGCCGACUAAAUAGUCUUGAUGGUAGAAUGGAGUUAUGUUGGGGGAUAUUUUCACGAUGCUAUACUACAGCAACUGUGACUGAAUAUGGAGAACCGUCAUUUGAAAGAGGCUGCACCACAGAGAAUAUCUGCAAAGAAGGUGAGGAUUCUGAGCUGGAAUACUGCGCUACCUGUAGAGCUAGAUUCUGCAACACCAAACCUAUCAAACUGGACAAAGAAGUGGAAUAUUACUUACUAGAAGUACAGUACAACAUGACAACCACCACCGACAUAACUACAGAGUUUAUCGAAACAUCCUCAGGCUCAUCCAAUACGGAAGGUUUUACGGAUAGCAUAGCAGCCCUUACUACAGAAGAUGUCACAGAGGUUGUAAUGAAAACAUAAUAUUAUAAAUUGUGAUAUGAAAAGAAACUUCGAAAGCCUUACUGAGAUGUACAGAAGAAACUGUGAGAAGUAGUGGAUUUUUAAUUAGAUAGCUUGUAUCUCCAAAAG